GGCGAAUCGGAGAUGAUGUCUUCAGUUAGAACCCUCCUUUAACUGUCUCUUUGCUCUGUGAUUUCUCUUCUUUCAGUUCAGCAUUUUCGAAACUGAUUCAAGCUCGCUCUUCAAAAAUCACAAGCUUUGGCAGCAAGCAACACAUGAACUCCUGCAAAACCCUAUUCCGCGCCUCCCUCUCUUCAUCAUCUCCAUUCAUUCAUCUCCCAAACCCUAAUCCAUCCACCACUCUCGUCUCCUUUCGCGCCUUCUCGUCUUCUCCCUCCGUUCUCCGUCCAAAUCCAUCUACACACAACAUCGGAUGCACUCUUCACGAAGCUGCCUCUCUUCCAGGACUAGAAACCAUCACUGAGAAUCCGCCCUUAGAUCUUACCGUGAGUGUCAAGGAACUGCUGACAACAAAUAGAAAUGACGCGACGAGCAUGAUGAAAAUGGAGCGGAGGAGCUCCUUAAGCCGUGGAGGUUCGUGGUUCCCUUACGAGGACAGGUUCAGGUGCGGUGACGUGUAUCUUAGUAGCCGUGAGGUGUUGGAAGCGGUGAGUCCUCAUAUGAUGGAGGAGAGGUCGGAUAGGUUUAGGCGUGUGGUGGAGAAUCGAAGCUUCUCGGUUUGUCUUGUCGUUGAAGGUUUGUCUGAUAUUGGAAACAUCUCUGCUGCGUUUAGGUCUGCGGAUGCGUUGGGGAUUCAGUCUGUUCAUGUUGUUGCGUCUGACAGUUCCAAAAGGUAUAGGAACAAUCGACAUGUGAGUAUGGGAGCUGAGAAGUGGCUAGACAUUGAGCUUUGGGAGACACCUAAAGAAUGUUUCAAGGUCUUGAAGUCUCGUGGUUACAGGAUUGCCACAACUCAUUUGGGAAUGGACACUGUUUCAAUUUACGAUAUGGACUGGACACAACCAACAGCAAUAGUUGUUGGAAACGAAGGGAGUGGAAUAAGUGAUGAAGCGUUGGAGUUAGCAGAUUUGUAUUGCAGUAUUCCAAUGAACGGAAUGGUUGAUUCGUUUAAUGUCUCAGUGGCUGCUGGGAUUCUGAUGCACCACGCUGUCUGUGACAGAACCGCUCGUCUGGGAAGUCAUGGAGAUCUGUCGGCAGAAGAGAAAGAGAUAUUGAUGGCUGAGUUUUCACUUCGACACAGUAGAAGCUCACUUUGUAUUGCUUCCGAGUUUGCUAAACGUAGACAACAACAACACCCUGCUUCCUUCUAGUUUGCCAACACUCUGUUUUCAUUUUCGUGUUGUGGGCUGUUGUAUUUUUGCAUGUAAGGUAAGGUUUUACUCAGCCUUGAUUGGGCUUUUAAAAUCUUACAAUUUUAUUUCAAAUUUAAUUAUCAUUGAAUUUUUACGUUG
Messenger RNA from Eruca vesicaria subsp. sativa (arugula), 1340 nucleotides. Lineage: Eukaryota; Viridiplantae; Streptophyta; Magnoliopsida; Brassicales; Brassicaceae. The record is from the annotation of a GenBank genome assembly.